UCAUGUUGCCGUUUACUAACUGCGGGCUCUUUAUCUGUCGUUGUUAUCGUCAAACCGCAUGUACCACCAACCGCGAAUCUGUGUUUGAUGUGAGCUGUACAUAUUGCUUCAGUUUGUCUACUUUCUUUCCCAUGUUGUCUUGAUUUAUUGCAUUUUUCGGUUCCAAGAUGGACCAUUGUUUGCGGCCGAUGUUACUUUCCCGACAGGUCACCUGUCUACGACCGUCCACAGCUUCGUCCUUGUCGAUAUGUAACGACCAGAUUCCGUUGUGCCGAGUCAGCUCUCUUGCAAGCCUUCGCACACGACACCUCCGCCAGCGCCGAAACGCGCAUACAAAACGAAAUGUCUCUUCCACAGCCUCCAAUGUUGUUGAGAACAACCCAGUACCACUCGAAAUCCCCCGCUCAAGACCACUGUCUUGCCUGCCAUUGUCCACCAUCAUUCGCUCAUAUCUCAUAACCUCAAUAUCUUCAAUGCCCUUCCUCUUACGGCCGUCCUUGGCCGCCAUGUCAUUCCUCGCCCAUACAAAGUCGCCUCUUUUCAACCCAGAUCGUAACCCAGUUCUGCAUUGCCUCCUAAAGAAAACUUUCUAUGUCCAGUUCUGCGCUGGAGAGACGCCGUCAGAGACCAGAACCACGAUCGCUGACCUGAAAGAGAUCGGAUAUACUGGAGUGAUUCUAGGACAUGCAAAGGAAGCAGUGUUGACAGAUGAGGAAGCGGCAGGCUUGAACGCGUCCCUGGACUCCCCAGAACAAGCUGCGUUGAACGAGGAAGAGAUUGCGACCUGGAGAAGGAACACCGUCGAUACCGUACAUCUUGCUCAGAAAGGCGAUUUUGUCGCUUUGAAGUUCACCGGUGCUGGCCGUCAAGCACUCCAGCAUCUUAAGGCCACGAUACCCUGUUCUCGUGAGUUUGAAGACGCCGUCCAUGAAAUCUGCAAAUCGGCUCAGGAGAAGGGUGUGAAGCUGCUGUUCGACGCUGAGCAAGCCUCCCUGCAACAAGGCAUCGACAACUGGACAAUGUAUUUUGCAAAGAGAUAUAACAAGGAGAGAGCAUUGGUGUUUGGGACUUACCAAGCAUAUGCCAAAAACACUCCGGCAGCCCUCGCUAGUCACCUUGAAAUGGCUAGAAAGGAGAACUUUGUGCUUGGGAUCAAACUUGUUCGAGGGGCAUACCUCGGUAGUGAUCCACGAAACCUCUUUUGGCCAACAAUCGAAGGAACCCACGAAUGCUACAACGGCAUCGCAAAAGCGGUUAUGCAAAGACGGUACGAAGGUAUCCUCCAACCAAUCGAUGGUGCUGCAACAGACUUCCCUAGAGUAAGCCUGGUACUUGCAACGCAUAAUGCCGAGUCAGUGAGGCUGGCGGACAGGCUUCGUGAUGAGCAAGCUCGCAAGGGAGAGCCGCGUAUCGAACUGGCAUAUGGUCAACUGAUGGGAAUGGCAGACAACGUUAGCUGCGAGGUGGUACAGACAGCAAGGGCCAGAUCGGAGUCCAACGACACCAAUGCGGAAAUUCCUCAAGCAUACAAAUAUUUGGUUUGGGGCAAGCUGGGAGAGUGCAUGAAAUACCUAUUGCGACGAGCCCAUGAAAACAAAGAUGCGGUCACAAGGACCGUUGAAGCAAGACAAGCCUUGGGCAGAGAGUUGGGCAGCAGGAUGGCAUUCUGGCGUUGAAUGGAGACCAAAUUUUACGAUUGGAUAUGUGGAUGGCACAGUACGAUUUCCAGCAUGAUAGUAGGUGGCACCUUUUGUGAUAUCUUGUUCAAGCAUCAUGCGAGGCGCGGUUUUGGGUUUGUUGCGAUGAAUCAGGAUUCAUGAUGUAUAGGGAGGCCAUCUAACGCCGAACAAAGCACGAAAAGGCACGAGGUGAUCUGGCAUAGAAAUAUUAUGAAUUUCC
Messenger RNA from Exophiala viscosa, 1899 nucleotides. RefSeq names its product proline oxidase PrnD. Gene Ontology annotation, cellular component: mitochondrion. Gene Ontology annotation, molecular function: FAD binding; proline dehydrogenase activity. Lineage: Eukaryota; Fungi; Ascomycota; Eurotiomycetes; Chaetothyriales; Herpotrichiellaceae. The coding region runs from base 168 to 1676 and encodes 502 amino acids. The record is from RefSeq and is a predicted model, not a curated record. The transcript has a single exon.